AUGAGCGCGCUGUGGCGCCUCCCCGACGGCGUCGCCUCGCAGAUCUUGAGGAACCUGGACGGCAAAAGCCUCGUGCGCAGCGGUCGGAGUUGUCGACGGCUGCGCCAGCUCACGCACGACGGCGGCGACGCGCCGGCGCCGGCGCUGUCGCUCGCGGGCCAGACCUGGAAGGCGCUCUGCGACGCGCGCGGCUGGCGCCAGCCGGGGACGCGCACGCGCGGCUGGGUGCCCUGGAGCCGCGUCUACCGCGGCGGCGUCUGCAUCGAGUGCGCCGAGCCGGGCGGCGUGACGAUCAACGACCCGUCGAACUCGCUCGGCUUCGCGUGGGGCCGCUACGCGCUCUGCGCGCGGUGCAUCAAGCCGUCGGCGGCGCUCUGGCGGCUGAAGGACCGGCCGGAGAUCGCGGGCUCGGAGACGAAGCUCAACCACCUGCUCUUCCGUAUCGCGACGGUGCGGCGCGAGCUCGGCUACGCGCCCGCGUCGCCGGGCAAGCGGAAGCGGCGGCGCUAG
Aureococcus anophagefferens is the source of this 510-nucleotide messenger RNA. RefSeq lists its product as hypothetical. The record is from RefSeq and is a predicted model, not a curated record. The transcript has a single exon. NCBI's taxonomy places the organism in Eukaryota, Pelagophyceae, Pelagomonadales, Pelagomonadaceae. The coding region runs from base 1 to 510 and encodes 169 amino acids. Gene Ontology annotation, molecular function: protein binding.